GGAGGGUUAAGUAACAUUAUGCAAUUUCCGAAGGUAGGGUUUUGGCGCGCUCCGAUAAAAUUCCUCAAACAACUCAUUCACAAAAUAGUCAUUUGAUAGCAGCAGCUCAGGGGUCAACAGAAUUCGUUUACAUAACCACAUUAAUGCCACUUUGAAAUUGAUUUUAUGAGAAAAAUGCUUUUAAUAAACCAACGCUCGCUGGCGUCCUACUUUCUAGCUCAAAUUCUGAUUGGUUGAAAAGAGAUGAAUGACAUAUUUCAGCUAACUAGGUCACAACGCCUUUCAAGAUGCAAAGAUGGCGACGUGGGGAGAAGGGGUGAGCUGGAGCUCCUAACGGCAGACGCGAAAAAGUGACGGUAGGAGAGAUUUCGAGCGUUUUUUAUCUACCUCAGCUUGUGAACAUGAAGUAACUUGAGUCACAUUGAAAUCUAUACCUCAUCAACUAGUCAGGUGAACGGGAAAAUAUCUUCCAUCGAUGCCCAUUCAUACGUUCUCGAAGUUCGGCUGGGUUGAUGCUCGUGUGUACGGCGAUCGUGGGAGGUUCUCUGUUCGUGGCCACCAAGCCAUUACACAAGCUUCAUGCGUUACCUCAUGGCCGCAUUUACGGACCAAAUCAGCGAGCAACUUUCAUGUAGUACUUGUGGGGAGCGGUACGCCGACCCUCGCGUUUUACCCUGCUUCCACACUUUCUGCCGACGAUGUCUUGUGGACAGACACGAGGGGGAAGAAGGAGGGCAGAUCCAGUGCCCGACAUGUAGCCAAAAGGCCGCUCUCGGAGAGGGCGGUGUGGACAGUUUACCAGCCAACAUAUUCAUCAAAAAUAUAUUAGACGUUGUAGUUUCACACGAGGAGGAUUUCGAAAAUGGCGAUCUUGAUAAAGAGCACGCUGUGCGUCACUGUAGCUCGUGCGACGAGGGUGCUCCAGCUACGUCGCACUGUAAAGACUGCAACGAAUUUCUUUGUGAUAACUGCGUCAGGGCGCACCUACGUGUACGACUCACCAAAGACCACAUGAUUGUACGUAUGAACCAGCGAGACAACAACGCACACGCACGCACCAAUAUAUCUGCUCAGCAAGCAACUCCCACCAUGCAGCCGGUCUCAGAUCGACCUCCGAGUUUCUGCCAGAUCCACGAGCACGAGAUUUUACGCCUUUAUUGUGAUAGCUGUGCCAGAGCCAUAUGCAGGGAGUGCACUAUGUCCGAACACUUGGGUCAUAAUUUUAUCUAUCUCCAGGAUGCUGUAGAGAAUUCAAAGACAGUCACUAUGAAGUUGCUGGUGGAUGCCAAAGCAGGAAUCAAAUCCAUAGAAGAUAGUUUACACACCACACAGAGUAUGCAAGAACGCGUGGAGGGACGUGCACAGGCAGUAGUGACUGAAGUGCGUGCUACAACACACCGUCAUAUGGCAGCAUUAGAGGAGCGUGAGCGCGAUUUGUUACACCGGGUCGAGAAAAUACGUCAGGUUAAGGGAAAGUCGCUACAUGUCCAAGCAGAGGAAUUACGCCAAGGUCUAACCUCGUUAACAAUGACUGUAGAAGAGGUGCAGGCUAUUCUUGACACGGGUACUGAUGUGGAUGUGCUUAAAACCAAAGACAAAAUGGUUUCUGAAAUCUCCAACAUGCGACGUCUCAGAGGUCACCUCACGCCCCACGAAGACGACAAUAUUGUGUUUACUCCCCCUGACACAGCCCUUCACACAGCCAUUAGUCAGCUUGGCUUUAUAUAUAGCAGUGCCUUUGCUCCUAACUCCAUAGCAACAGGGGACGGCCUUAAACGUGGUCUACGGGGAAAGGUGGCAACAUUCACAGUACAAGCAAAAGAUCACCUGGGGGACCAGCGCGCAGUGGGGGGCGACCCCUUGGACGUCAUUGUGCAGAGCCCAGAGGGCGUGCUGUUCAGAGCAGAGAUCACAGACCGUCAGAAUGGAACCUACGCUGUCAGCUACCGACCACAGUCUGAGGGACAGUAUAUUGUUUCAGUUACAAUCCGAGGCAAACACAUCCAUGAUAGCCCUUUCACAGUGACUGUGCGUAGUGGUCGGAACUACUCUUCCAUUGGGCAAAUGUUAUUCUGCUUUGGAGGUGAAGGGGAAGAAGAGGGGCAGCUCUGUCGACCUUGGGGCAUAUGUUGUGAUCGUGAGGGAUACAUCUUCAUUGCUGACCGCAGCAACAAUCGUGUUCAAAUUUUCAAUCCAGAUGGUUCAUUUUCAAGGAAAUUUGGCACCCCAGGGUCAAGGAAUGGGCAGUUUGAUCGUCCAGCGGGUGUGGCAGUUGACCAGAACAGGCGUAUCAUUGUCGCAGAUAAAGACAACCACCGCAUUCAGAUCUUUGCCUUCGAUGGCACAUUUCAGUUGAAGUUUGGAGAGAAAGGAAACAAGAAUGGCCAGUUUAACUACCCCUGGGAUGUUGCUGUGAACCCUGAGGGUAAAGUAUUAGUCUCUGACACCAGAAACCACAGGGUGCAGCUCUUUUCAGCUGAUGGUGCAUUCCUCAACAAAUACGGCUUCGAAGGAGCACUUUGGAAACAUUUUGAUUCCCCACGCGGCGUGUGCUUCAAUAACGAAGGACACAUGGUGGUAACAGACUUCAACAAUCACCGUCUGCUUGUCAUCCACCCUGACUUCCAAUCUGCACGCUUCCUCGGGACAGAGGGUUCAUCCAACGGGCAAUUUCUACGUCCUCAGGGUGUCACCGUGGACCAAGAGGGGAACAUAAUAGUGGCAGACUCUCGUAAUCACCGGGUGCAAAUUUUCCAACCCAAUGGAAACUUUUUGUGCAAGUUUGGCACCCCUGGGAGUGGCCCGGGCCAGUUAGACCGCCCCUCUGGCCUGUGUGUCUCCCCUGACGGGUAUCUCCUAGUUGUGGACUUUGGAAACAACCGUGUCCAAGUGUUUUGAUGACCUGUGCCCAGUUAACUGUCGUAUAUCUGGGCUCUUUUGGUCAAUGAUGAAAUGGAUGAAAAACCUCAGGUUAAUAACUGACGCUCAGGAAUAUCUCAAGGCUGUUGAUAUGUGAGGCCAAGGCAGUGUAACAAUGUUAUGUGAAGCCAAAGGCAAUAUACAACAAUUCUUACUCAGGGAGAAUAUGAUGUAGUCAUACAAGCCAUUGUGAACUUGAUCAUUCAGUGAUUCAAAAUCAAACUUUAUUAUUCUUCAAUAUAUAUAUAUAUAUUAUUUGUGGAGUAAUGUGCAAAAUGUUGAUAUAUAUAUAUAUAUAUACUCGGUGUGUGGCGUGCACAAAGUAAAUCAGUAUUCCAAGAAGAGUCCACUCAGGCGCACACGGCAGUCUCCCAAGCAAGGACAGUUUUCUCUCAGGAACCUAUGUGCACCCUCUGAAGGAGCUCUGACUGGAGGAAGCGAUAUAGUAGGUGGAUAAAUCAUUGAUAAGAAAAAUAGUUGGUAAUUAGUUUUAUUCUAUGCUAGUCUAUAUUACCCCUAUGCUGUAAAAGCAGUACUGCAUCCUCAAGUCAGUGCAGUGUAGGGAUUAUACAGUUGUUGGUUUGGUUAUAGGUGUUUCUAUACUGCUUUCACAUGUUAUGACAUUGAAGUGUAUGAGAAUCCCUUUUUAAAAUGUAUUUAUGAAAAACUGUGGUCAUUUAUAAGCUAAAAAGGUUAAACAAAGAACUUAUGAAAUGAGGAAGCAAAAGACUGUAUGUUACAAUUAGUUAAGAACUCCAAUCUUAAAUGCAGCAUGUUGUGAUUAUAGCUUACAAACAUGCUAAAUGUGCUUAUUUUUAUCUACCUCGGGCUAUCUGCACAUGGCCAGCACAUUCGAACCUAGCCUAUUUUUUAAAAAUCAUGGCCUAUGGUGGAUGGAAACAGAAAAGAGAUUUGGUCUAUGAACACCUAUCUGUGUGCACCAUAUGUGUUUGUGGUUUACUAUUCAAUUAAUUUUUUAAUGAUAAAUUUUGUGUAUUAUAUUAUUGUUUAUGUGUAACCGCCCCUACCUCAGCUCCAUCUGUAGGCGAGUACAGCCCUAUGAGGGCUCUCAUUUCCUUCAGGCUUCACAUUGCCUCUAACUCAAGAGUGUUUUUUUUUGUAAAUAUUUUUAUCUGUUUUAAGAUGAAUGGUUUGGAGACUGUGUUUUAAGACUGGUGUAAAAAGUUGGUGCUCAGCCAGAGAGCCUCGCCACUACCUCUACUUUAUCAGGCAACAGUUGGCUAUUAUAUGCAGUAGAGUAUGAAUGAUGACUAGAUCAGUUUUUGGGCAUUGCUUUAAGCAACUUUUAUUUAUUUGUUUAUGGUUGUUAUUAUAAUUAUUUUUGAGAGAUAUUCCACGGGUAAUAUGCAGUUAUGUUUGUGGUCUGAGAAUUCUCCCUUCUCUCAAAAAAAAA
This is a messenger RNA of Lingula anatina, 4333 nucleotides long. Its product is annotated as E3 ubiquitin-protein ligase TRIM71. The record is from RefSeq and is a predicted model, not a curated record. Gene Ontology annotation, molecular function: ubiquitin protein ligase activity; protein binding; zinc ion binding. Gene Ontology annotation, biological process: protein polyubiquitination; proteasome-mediated ubiquitin-dependent protein catabolic process. NCBI's taxonomy places the organism in Eukaryota, Metazoa, Brachiopoda, Lingulata, Lingulida, Lingulidae.